Xyrauchen texanus (razorback sucker) is the source of this 6520-nucleotide messenger RNA. It is a transcript of the gene quob, whose product is annotated as quattro. The coding region runs from base 244 to 6213 and encodes 1989 amino acids. Gene Ontology annotation, molecular function: guanyl-nucleotide exchange factor activity. The record is from RefSeq and is a predicted model, not a curated record. Lineage: Eukaryota; Metazoa; Chordata; Actinopteri; Cypriniformes; Catostomidae. The transcript is spliced from 23 exons.
CCAGCCAACAGAUUUGCCGUUUCGCUCUUGUACAAACUUGUAAUAACUUGCUGCACAAUGGCUGUAAUCCACUAUAGACCAGGUUUACUACCCUCCCCAAACCAGAUAGCUUGGAAUCACCUUUGGAUGUGAGAAAUCUUGGGAAUGGUGCCAUUGCAUUUCCAGAACUAGAUUUGGAGUUUCCUUUGUUAAGGAUCACAGAUUUGAAGAUGACAGCUCAGUAGCCGGAACACUGUCGUCAAGAUGAACCCUUCAUCUCUGGACUGGUCCAUUCAGAGCACUCUGUCGUCUCUUUUUCCGCCGUUUGAGGCUACCGCUCCUACCGUUCUCAGCCAACUCUUUCGCACCAUUGAGGAGCGUUACCAUGGAGAUGCACUACAGUGCCUGAUGAACUUCCUCAUCCCAGCAAAACACAUCCUAGAGAUUGUGCAACAAGCUGCGUGUGCUGCAUACUCUGAUGUCCUGUUCUGCUGUGAAGGCUGGCCGCUGUGCCUGAGAGAUCGUGUGGUGAUCCAACUCGCCCCCAUCAACCCUUUACUACUCCGACCUGGAGAUUUCUACCUGCAGGUGGAACCUUUUGGAGAUCAGUCAGCCCGAAUUGUCCUCAAAAGCCUCCUUGUGCAGGAUGACCUCCUGUUGCAGGAGAAUCUCAGCUCCAGGGUGCUUGAAGGUCCUGCAGUCGAGGGGAUACCUGUAUCCGAAACGUCCUACCCUUGCAUUUUCACUGAAUCUUGGUUAAAAGAAAUCAACGAGGGACGCCAUGGUACACCGCUAGGUCAAUGUGUGCUUUCUUCUGACCAGGGGGUUGUGAAGGUACCUUGGGGUGAAGUUGCCCACCCAGAAUUCCUUGACACACCCAAAACAAAUAGCUGGUCUGAAACACAGACAUGCUCAACCGCAACUCUCAGCGUUGACGAAUUUCAGGCUGAGAUGUCGAGGAACAAAGCUCAUCCACAGAUACCUGCAGAAUUCUUACCACUUGAGAUAGAAAAUAGGAUUCUUCCAGCAAAAGAUGGGAUGUCCAUGUCUGUUCAGCUUGUUGAAGGUGACUCCAGAUUGGCCAAGGUUGAUCAAGGACACCCAAUCAGCAAUUUUGUUGGAAAACCGGUUGGUUGGGUCUCUCCCAAUACCUGGGACAGCAGGCAUAACCGAGAGCAAGAAGGAGAAUAUGUGGAUCUGUUGGAGUUCAUCAAGGACAAAGAGACUUUGAGCCUAAACCAAAUAGCGAUGCCCGCAAAAUCACUGAGCUUCAAGCUAGUCAGUACAGCUCAGCCAGCACCAAUAAACAACACCAACUUGUGUGGUGAGGACUUUAGAUUUCCGGUUGAGAACUGCAACCCUUGCUUGCCAAACAUGCUGCUCUCGAAGGGCAUGCAAAACAAUCCAGAAUUCAAAUGCAGGUAUCGGCAGUCGUACAUGGCAGCUCUCCGAAACCCUGUGAAUUUUGAGAGAGCAAGUAUGCUGCCUCCCUUGGAUGAAACUAGGCCAUGCAUAGUGGACACCGAGCCAAGUAGUGAGGAAUAUGGUCUUGGCCUCAGACUUAAACUUUCGAGUUGCACAUUUGACCAGACACCAAGCCAAACAGGCAGAAACCCAAUACAAUCCUUUAAGAAUUCAGAGACAAAACUCUGUCAGAACUCAACCCAGCUGAGUCAGAGCACAUAUCAUGACCGUAGUUCAAUAGAAAACACAGAGUUUCUUGACCAACAUAUGACACAGCUGAGCCCCAACAUGGUCCAAGCAAGACAACAACACAAGUCAUUCUUUGCUGGGCAACAUGAUCUUCAUCAGACUGUACUGGGAACUAAGGCAAUACCUGACAAAAGACAAUAUUGUCUGAAUGAGUCAAUUAGACAAGAUCAGUUUCACAUACGGACUAGCAGCCAAAAGCACGUAAAAACACAACACUUACCCAAAAUGGGACUCAGGGCUUUACCUGACCACAGUGGUCACAGACAAGAUGCUAAUCUGUGUUUGCGGAGAUUCAAUCCAAUUCAGCAUCCACAGAUCCCUGAACAAACACUUCCUCUAUUUCAGUCCCAAUGCAGUCAGAUCCUGUUCCAAAAUGAGAAUAGUCCUUUGGAUUGCAGAAUUCUCUGUGGUGGCAUACAGCGUGAAAGUGGCCCAGGUUCACCUGUGAAAGUGUUGAAAGUACCAGGUAAAAGCAGGUGUAAAUCAUGCUCUUCAUCUUAUGUCUCCGAAGCAACGAGAGAGUGUCUGCACAGACCAACCAACAGAAGCCACAGUGAUGUCUGUCCAGAGAUCAUCCCCGCCUUGACUGUCAUUCAAGCAAUAAAGCACACGACUAAUUUGGUAUCCCCCAAAUUAAACAGGCGACAAGAAGCGAGAAAGGCUUGCUCAUCUGGAAAAGCUGUCACUCCGCUACCUCCUGUUGUUAAUGGAGUCGAGCUCCAGACAUCUGACUGUGAUCAGCUCUUGAUGGGUCAGUGUGAGAAUGGAUUACUCUCUCAGGACCCCACAGUCAAAAGUCUUCUCCAGCUGGGCAUUAUCUGUCUGCCAGGCAAUCGUGACAGAGCUGGCCGAGCUGUGGUUGAGGUUUGUGGGGGCAGGAAAUGCUGGGCAUCCUCAAAACUCUCUACUUUUGGUCUUUGUAGACUGCUGCUCUACCUGCACUCCAUUCCGAGGAUGGAGGUACGAGAGCUGGGACUGACCGUUGUGAUUGACAGCAGGAAGUGCCCUUUGCCCUCUGUGUUCUAUCAGUCUCUGCUCAUGGUUCAGGAGCAGGCUCUUCAUGCAGUGCACACUAUCUUGAUGCUUGUUGAUAAAGAUGUAAAUCCUCGACCGGAGAGACAUCCCGGUCUGCAGAUAGAUGUGGUGACAUCACUGAAAGCUCUUCAUAAGACGGUUGAUGCACAUCACUUGACCUCUGACCUUGGGGGAACCUUUCCAUACAGUCACAGUGACUGGCUGCACUUUCACCAGAAAUUGUCGCUCUUUGAACUCGAUCUACAAGCUGCAUCUUCAUUACUACAAACAGCAAUCAGAAGACUUGAUGUUAAAAAAAUGGACACGGUAAAGGAAGUGAAGUCCUGCAUCCAUGAGCAGCAGAGCUCCAUGAAAAUGGUGCUCGAAGACACACGAUUGGUCACUCUCCAGAGAGAGGGCGGGGCAAUUCUCGCCAGAAUGAGGAAGGAGGAGUCUCGAUUCGCUCAGUCUGAAGACUACAGGGACUCUUUGAAAUCUGUGACGUGUCUGUAUAACCAGGUUGAAGAGGCCGUUCAUACGUUGGUGAUGAAAUCAAACCAGUCUCUGCAACAUCUCGAACAUGUUCUGCUGUUGAGAGAGACAGAGGAUUCACUCAACACUAUCAGAACGUGGUGUGAUGCAGAAGAACAGUCCUGGCAGAAAGACAAAGAUGACACACAGAAAACUCUUCUGACAAUAAAGCAGAGACUACAUGAUAUUCAGUCUGUUCUGAUUCAAGCAAAGGAGAGAAAAGAAAAAGGGAUGCUGUUGAUAAAGGAAGUGGAGAGAAAAAGCAAAGGAACACAUUUUCCUGAAACUGACGCUUUUCGUCUUCACAUUACCACUUUCAAAACCAACAUGGCUGGCUUUCUCUUGAAAGCUGAGGAACGUAAAUCUGAUCUGGAAACUUCUGUUGAUCUAUAUCUUUUCUGUGAACAGGCCUCAUCUUUGGUUAAGGAGUGUAUGGAGUAUUUAGAACUCGUAAAGAGCGUGAACUCUCCGAUGUGUGUCAGCUUGAGCUCAUUGAAGGCUUUUGAAGAGCGAUUCAGAGAAUUCACACCCCAACACUUUGAAGAGAAAAGUAACGCGCUUCUCGAGAGGCACCCAGAUGGGAUCUGGAUGUGGAAUGCAGUCUGGGCUCAGUGCCGAGACAUCAGACAGAGACUUUCGGAAAUACUGCACGCCUCUUAUAGAAAUCAGAUGCCCCUGGGAUCUCCACAAAAGGAAACCGUGGUGCACGAUGAAGACUCCUUAGAAGGCCCAUCCAUGAGCGGAAAUACCACUAACCGUUUAGACAUGGACAUUGAUCCCCAAAGAAACCCUGCUGGCGGUCAUAUGAAAAGCCAAAACAUUCAUGAUGGGCAAAGCGAUAAUGAGAUAAUGACGCAACUCCAAUUUCAACCCGAGACAAGGGGAACACAAGGGAAUACCUUUUCAGGGAGUCCAAACUCAGACCCAACAAUGACCACAAACUCUUGCAAAGAAACAACACCGACUGGUCAUUACGUUCAUCAAGGUUCUUCAAAAGAUCUUCAACAAUCAUUUGAGCUCAAAGAACAAAGUCCAGCCCAAGUAUGCUUGAACAAAACCAGUCACAAUGUUUCCACAUCACACAAUUGCCAAACGGCAAAAUUAGGCAAGUGCCUUGAAACUUACUCUCACAGCGACAGUGAUCUCAGAAAAGCCGGCCGGGUCAACGAGCACGACCGCUUGCCACGUAAUCAAACCCUUGUCCGCUCACAUAGUGAGGGAUCUUGCGUGUUAUCCACCAGGAAUCAUUUUUCACUGAGCAAAACCAAAGCUAACGCCAAGCCUGUGGUCCAUCUGAAUGACCGAACAUCUGUAGAUUCCUGUCAAGAAGGUUUCUCACUGAGGUCUUCAAGCCCAGUCAGUUAUUCGGAUAGAGCAUCAUGGGAUGGACAGAGCUCUAAACUGUCUCACCAGGACAGCUUCAGUUCUAGUGCUUCUGGACUGAGCCAAAGCGAGAUAAACAAGACAUGCAGUGACACCAAAUGGGAAAACAAGUCCUUGAUUUCUCCAGGCAGAUCGCAGGAUGAGUCGACCUCUAGGCCUGUCCUUGCAGUGGACAACAGCAGUACUGUACUUAAACUCCAGUGCAUCAUGGAGGAGUUGCUCCAAACGGAGAGGGAGUAUGUAAGAGCGCUGGGGUACGUGGUGGAGCACUACAUCCCAGAGCUGGAGCGUCCUGAUGUUCCUCAAGAUCUCAGGGGACAGAGAGGAAGCAUCUUUGGAAACCUGGAGAAACUGCACGACUUCCAUGAGCAUCACUUUCUGAAAGAACUGGAGCUCUGCCUGAAGGAGCCCUUCUGUGUCGGACGUUGCUUCUUAAAACAUAAAGAAAACUUUGGUCUGUACGCUUUAUACAGCAAGAACAAACCACGCUCUGAGACAAUGCUCAUUGAACAUGGCAAAGAAUUCUUUAAGCAGAAACAGCAGGUGUUGGGUGAUAAGAUGGAUCUGUCGUCGUAUCUUCUGAAACCGGUCCAACGUAUCAGUAAAUACAGUCUGCUGCUGCAGGACAUGCUGCGUGAAUGUGAGUCUGGACCACACACGGGCCGUGAGCGAGUGGAGAUACAGACCGCACUCGAGAUCAUACAGUUUCAGCUUCGGCACGGCAACAAUCUGCUCGCCAUGGACGACAUUCAGGAGUGUGAUGUGAAUCUGAAGGAACAAGGGCAGCUCAUUCGCCAGGAUGAGUUCCUGUUGACCUUCAGGAAAAAGAAAUGUUACCGUCACAUUUUUCUCUUCCAAGAUCUCAUACUCUUCAGCAAGACCAGGAGAACUGAUGUCGGGAAUGACACAUACAUCUACAAACAAUCCUUCAAGACAUCAGACAUCGGUAUGACACAUAAUUUUGGUGACAGCGGUUUGUGUUUUGAGAUCUGGUUUCGAAGAAGGAAGUCACAGGACACGUAUGUGCUUCAGGCACAAAGUCGAGACAUGAAGGAGAACUGGACCAAAGACCUGCAAAGAAUUCUGUGGGAACAAGCCAUUCACAACAGAGACGUCCGUAUGCAGGAGAGAGUGUUCAUGGGAAUCGGACACAAACCCUUCAUGGAUAUCCAGCCCAGCGAGAUGGCCAUUAAUGACCGAGCUAUCAACUGUGUUCUGACCGGACGAGGUGGGGUUCCUGUCCUUCGGUUAAAUUCAAUUGGCUCGACCAGCUGUACAUCAUCCUCUGCGAGCCAUUCCUCUUCCUCCUCUGGGUGGGGCUCCCCGCCACCUGUGAGCAAUCUGAUUGGUCAAAGCAGUGGAGAUCUUGAACGGUUUGGACGGGGAACGUCAGGAAUCCUGGAGGAAUAUGAUUUAGACCAGGAGAGUGGAAACCACAGUGUACUUGUUGAGAGUUCAGAAUCGUCUGGAGGAAGUGUUAGUUGCUUCAGCAAUUCUGGCCACAGCUGCCAAUCUGUGAUUGGAGGAGACGCUGAACACGCCCCAUCUGAGGUUCAAGGGAAGACCUUCAUUGGAAAGUCAACAGAAGUAUAACCCAUCAUGAAUAUUUAUUCUGUAAUAUCUCCAUACGCCUGUUUAUGUUAUCAUUCAUCAUGCAUGUGGACCACUAUGAAUCCUGUGAAACUGUAAAUAAAGCUUGUUUUAAUUUAUUUAUUUCAGUGUGUGUAUAACAUUGGUUCAUGGAACUAACUUUUCAUUUUUUAUCUUACAAAAAUCCUUAUUUGUAUCCAAUUAGGUGUGUUGUACAGGUGAAACCUCAUACAAAUGUGUAAUCUGUUUAAAAUGUCUUUUAUCUGUAGAAAAAUGCUUUGUUCAAAUAUACAAAAUAAAUAAACUAAGA